Linum trigynum is the source of this 396-nucleotide messenger RNA. Lineage: Eukaryota; Viridiplantae; Streptophyta; Magnoliopsida; Malpighiales; Linaceae. The record is from the annotation of a GenBank genome assembly.
AUGGAGCGUUUGAGCCAUCUUGUGAAGGCUGCGGUGAACGCCGGAACGUGGAAAACCAUCCGGAUCUCGGCUAAUGGGCCGGCUCUCUCACACCUAUUUUUUGCAGAUGAUCUGAUAUUGUUUGGCGAGUCAUCAAUGCAGCAGGUUUCAACUAUUAUGCAGUGCUUGGAUGAUUUUAGUGCAGCCUCGGGACAGCAAGUCAGCAAGCCAAAGUCACGUGUGUUCUUCUCGAAGAACAUUACGGAUGCUCAAGGGGCGGAAAUCUCUGCUGGUUUGGGGAUCCCAGAAACGAAGAACCUGGGACGUUAUCUUGGUGUCCCGGUUAUUCACGACCGGGUCUCAAAAGCAACUUUCAUUGAUCUUAUUGAUAGAGUGGAUUCCCGCCUUGCAGGUUGA